This is a messenger RNA of Aspergillus melleus, 667 nucleotides long. RefSeq lists its product as uncharacterized. The transcript has a single exon. NCBI's taxonomy places the organism in Eukaryota, Fungi, Ascomycota, Eurotiomycetes, Eurotiales, Aspergillaceae. The coding region runs from base 206 to 667 and encodes 153 amino acids. The record is from RefSeq and is a predicted model, not a curated record.
CACAUACUCUUAUUAGGGGUGUCAAGUCUCGAAUGUUUCACUCUUCCUAUCCAGGUUCUUCCAUUGUACGUCAUAUACGUCAUGAGAACAUUCAAAAGGGAACCGGACUUGAUAGGCUUCUGUUUUCUGCCCUUAAUCGCCCCAUCCUCUUCGCCUCAAGUCGGUACAUUGCUCUUCCCCAACCCUAUACUCAUAACAUAAUGUCAUGUCAAUACUCACAAAACCAAACACAGGUGCUGCGGUCCUCGACUCAUUGCCUCCUAGGUUUCUCCCUCAGCUGCCCAGUCUUUCUACUCCUCCGCCUUAUCACCGAAAACACGACCCACGACCAAAUCCUCUACAUCUUCCUAUUCAUCGCCGGCGUCGCCACAACCAUGCAAAUGGUCGCCCUAUGACAGAAGUCGACCAUUCGGUCGAAGGCGAGGAUAAAGCGCACCCUGGGAUCUUAGGGAAGCAGGGCGCGAUGGCGCAGGCAUCCGGCCUGUUCAACGUCGCUUGGUUUGGAGGCCAGGUGCUGGGGCCUCUGGUUGCUGGUCUGCUCAUGGAUGUCAGCGGGUGGUCGACUAUGACGUGCGCGUUUGGUAUCAUGAGUGGAGCAAUGGCUAUGGUUAUCUCUCUCACGGAUCGGAGGAUUUUGCAAGCUUUGGUGUUGGUGGGCAAUGUCUAG